UACACAUAAAAAAUGAAGUCAAAAACUCAAUCUGUUUGGGCAAAAAGCAAGCCAGAGUCAACAAUGGGAAGAAAGUUCACAGGUGUAAAGAACAUCCAAAUAGAAGAAUCAAUAAAAUUUUGUCUCGACCAUAACGUGCAAGGCUAUAAAGCUUUGAAAACUGGAUUGUAUCCACUAGUCAAAGAUAAAGAAAUAAUAAAUAGAAGAUUAGACAGAAAAAUAAAAAAUGGUCAGGAAUGUCACUAUUGUACUAUUUUUAUGCUUGAAGAGGAGGAGUCAGUAGUAAACCAUGUCAAGAACAGGAAUAGAAGUCUGGAAGGCACCAACAAGGCAGAGUUGACCAAACUUCUUCUUGACAUCUUAAAGAUAAAGAACUAUAUGAACAGAAGAUGCAAAAGAGGUUGGAAGUUUGUUAAGUUAUCUCCUAAUGCUUAUAAAGAUUAGAGAUAUGGCUGAACAAAGCCUCCAAUUAGAAAAAAUUCCGGAUCUGUUAACUAUUAGGAAAUUAAAACUAAACCUUGAAAAAGCAUCUACAUGAGUUACUCAGGUCUUUGGUUUAAUGCGUGCAAAAGAUGCUGCAGCAAAAGUGACAGAGAUAACAGAAGAAAAGCAAUAAAAGCUAUCAGCAAAGGAGGAAGCAAAAAAAAAAAAAAAAGAAGAAGCUAAAGAAAAACUUAUUAAAUGUAAAAGUGAAUGAAGUUGCAAACAAAGAAAGUCUCAAGCCUUAGGGCUUAAGCAAUGUCCUAUUUGUCUUGACAUUCUUUAUUCAAUUUACAGUAAAGUCAAUUGCAGAGUUGAUGAUGUAAAACUGUGAUGAUUUUACCAGACAAUCAUUUCUCCAACUCUGUUUUCGCAACAAACUGAU
Messenger RNA from Hydra vulgaris (swiftwater hydra), 865 nucleotides. The record is from RefSeq and is a predicted model, not a curated record. Lineage: Eukaryota; Metazoa; Cnidaria; Hydrozoa; Anthoathecata; Hydridae.